Messenger RNA from Exserohilum turcica Et28A, 1317 nucleotides. RefSeq lists its product as uncharacterized. Bases 1 to 1317 code for a protein of 438 amino acids. The record is from RefSeq and is a predicted model, not a curated record. Gene Ontology annotation, molecular function: NADP binding; oxidoreductase activity; NAD binding. NCBI's taxonomy places the organism in Eukaryota, Fungi, Ascomycota, Dothideomycetes, Pleosporales, Pleosporaceae. The transcript has 2 exons.
AUGUCUUCCAAACCCCAGGUCGGUUUCUGCGGCCUAGGCGCCAUGGGCAUGGGCAUGGCCACGCACCUGGUCAAGCAAGGCUACCCCGUCACCGGCUUCGACGUCUACCCUCCUUCUCUGGAGCGGUUCGCGAAGGCGGGUGGAACGCCCUCGAGCUCGCUGUCCGAGUCGGCAAAGGACAAGCCCUUCUACAUUGUCAUGGUCGCAUCCGCCAUGCAGGCGCAGCCCGCCCUCUUCGACAAAGACGGCAUCGUGAACGCGCUGCCUCAAGGUGCCACGCUGUUCCUGUGCUCCACGGUGCCCAGCGCGUACGCCCAGGCCGUCGAGAAGCAGCUUGCGGACAUUGGCCGCUCCGAUAUCGCCUUCAUUGAUGCGCCCGUGUCAGGCGGCGCCAUCCGAGCCGCAGACGGCACGCUGUCCAUCAUGGCGGGAGCAUCCAGCGCGGCGUUUGAAAAAGGCCAGUUCCUGCUCGAGGAAAUGAGUGCCCCCUCAAAGCUGUUCAUUGUCGACGGCGGCGUCGGCGCAGGCAGCAACAUGAAAAUGGUGCAUCAGGUCCUUGCCGCCAUCCAGAUUCUCUCGCUCAACGAGGCAUACGGGUUUGCGGCGCGCAUGGGCGUCAACGGCCAGGAUCUGUACGACCAGGUCGUGGGCAACAAGGACGCUAACAAGGCGUGGAGCUGGAUGUUUGAGAACCGCAGCCAGAGGACGCUCAAGCAGGAUUACGUUCCCGGUGCGAGUGCCGUGACGAUUAUUCUCAAAGACACGGGCAUCAUCACUUCCAUGUCCCGCAGCGUCAUGUUCCCAGCGAUGCUGUGCUCCGCCGCCGAGCAAGUCUACUUCACCGCGCUGGACCGCGGCUGGGGCGCCGAAGACGACGGCGGCAUAGUCCGUCUCUGGACCCCAGACGCCGUCACAUCCAUCCCAUCCGACCGUCUCUCUGCCUCGGAAAAAACCGAAAAACUCAACCACGUCCUCAAUCUCCUCACGGGCAUCCAUCUCGUCGCCGCCGCCGAAGCCGUCGCCCUCGCCCACCACGUCGGCAUCCCGCUCCCCCAGUUCUACGAGCUCGCCUGCGACGCUGCCGGCGGCAGCACCAUGUUCAAGGACGCGGGCAAGCACAUGAUUGACGUGCUGGACGGCAGGGGCGAUGGUACCGGUGCCGUGCUGAGCGGCUACAUCGAGGCGCUGCGCCUGGCUGUUGACGAGGCGCAGAAAAUUAAGUCCCCCCUGUUUCUGGGUACCGCGGCAUUAAACGUACUGCUGCAGACGCGGAAACAGCCGAGUAUCAAGGCCUUGCUGGAUUGCUAUCUCGGUUGA